This is a messenger RNA of Macrosiphum euphorbiae (potato aphid), 1491 nucleotides long. Lineage: Eukaryota; Metazoa; Arthropoda; Insecta; Hemiptera; Aphididae. The record is from the annotation of a GenBank genome assembly.
AUGUGUGAUUCAGCUUGUGAAAACGAUGAAUGGAUGGAGUUCCUUAAUGAAUUUACAAAGCCUUUAGAGUCUUUUAAAAAUGAUGAGGGUGAAGAUGACCCUGAGUAUAAUGUUCUUGGUGAUGAUGAUUUUACUUAUGUUGAUAAAGAAGAAUUUCGUAUUGAUAAAUCAGUUAAGGUCACUUGUGAGGAGUAUAAUGAUUUAAUGAAUGAAUUGAACGAAUUUACUGAUAGUUUCCUUGAAUUCAAUGGUGUAGAAAGAUUUGAAACUAAUACCGAUAUCAAAGAAAUUGAUAAUGAUAAAAAUACUGAUAAACCUAAAAAUGAUACUCAAUCUAUUCCUGCUUAUAACUAUUCGGAUGGGAAAUCAAGCAUUAAUUUUUCUUUUCAUAAUAAAAAUGAUAUUAAACGUACAAAUUAUACUACAUCUAAUCCAGUGUUUUUGUUAAAUUAUUGUAAUGGGAAUUCAAGUACCAAUUGCUCUACAAAUAAUUAUGCAGUACCAAUAGGGGUGGCCAGAUGUAAUACACAAAUAGAUAAACAAUUUAAUGUUUCAGAGUUUAACAAUAGUCUGCUUAGUAUUAAUGAACACCUUGAAAAGCGUAGCUGUAUACAUCCUCCUUUACCAACAUUUAAAGAAAAUGUUCAGUUAGGCAUUGAACAGCAUAACAAUAGUAAUGAAGAUGUUUCUGUGAUAACAAAUAUAGUUCCUCAAUAUGUAUAUACAAGCAAUCAAGUAAAUAUAAUGACACAAAAACAAAUAAUUUUAUUUAAACAACAACUCACACAACAUGUCCAAUUAAUAACUCAAAGUUACUUGUUAUGCACAAUGUCAAAAAAGUUCCAAAUUAAUUGCAGAAAGUAUAAAAUUAUGUUGGAACUAAUAAAAGAUAUGUGUAAAGAUAAAAACUAUGCACCAAUUAAUGCACAUUCCGCUUUAAAGUUUAUUCGAGAUUGGACUGAAUUUAAAACCAGCGAAAAAGAUAUUAAUAGUGACUAUGUUCUACUACCAUUACAUGUGGAAGAAUUUAUGCUAUAUUAUGAUGAACCUGUAUUUAUCUAUCCUCAAUUGUUACCAACAAGAACUUACCGUCAUGAAUGUACAAAUCAACCUAUUGGACCUUCUGAAGAAAAAUUUCUGGUACUAAAAAUAGAUUAUAUUUAUAAGAAUUUGAAAGAGGGUUGUAAUACUCGGGCAAAAUAUAAAAAAAAUAAUUUAUCUGAUUUGAUGCCAAUAAUAUUAAAAACUGUACAUAAAAGAUGGUUUUUAAACAGAAGUUUAAUAUAUCUAAAACAGCACAUAACACGUCAGAAAAACUCAUUUGAAAUGAACAUUAUUAAGAAUUAUUUAACACAUGGUAAAAUUGAAGAAUCUGCUUAUGUAAUUGACAUUAAAGCUCUCUUUAAAGGAAACCGUUUAUAUGAGUGUGAUGUUCGAAAGUUUCCAUCAAGUUGGAAAUGUAUAAGAAAUCAAUUGAAGUUAAAAAAAUAA